AUGUCUGAAUUACCAGAAACCAUAGCUCUCAACACUGGGGCACAGAUUCCUCCUCUCGGAUUGGGUACGUGGCAAUCUAAGCCAGGUGAAGUGCGUGCGGCUGUUCGUUGUGCACUCGAAAACGGAUACCGUCACAUCGAUGCUGCAUACUGCUAUGGAAAUGAGGAGGAAGUUGGCCUAGGAAUUCGAGACACGCUCAAAACCGGGAAACUAAACCGAGAAGAUGUCUUUGUUACGACAAAACUCUGGUGCACCGAUCACACAACAGUCGAAGAGGGCCUGAACAAGAGCUUGAAUCUUCUUGGGCUCGAAUAUGUCGACCUAUAUCUGAUACAUUGGCCAGUGGCCAUGAAUCCGAACGGUAACCACGUAAAUUUCCCGACUCGCUCUGAUGGAUCCCGCGAUUUGUUACUUGAGAGAUCACAUGUUUCAACCUACAGAGAUAUGGAAAAGCUCCUUAAUACCGGAAAGGUCAAAGCUAUCGGUGUCGCAAACUACAGCGUCCGGUAUCUGAAGGAGCUUCUGUCUCAAACAUCAAUUAUACCGGCGGUGAAUCAAAUCGAGAACCAUGUUCUGUUACCACAACAGGAAAUUGUCGAUCUGUGCGAAGAACGUGGUAUUCAUGUAACAGCAUACAGUCCGUUGGGAAGCAGUGGAAGCCCUCUUCUCAAAUUGCCUGUAAUUCAAGGCAUAGCGGAACGCAAGGGGGUCUCUCCUUCAACAAUUUUGCUCUCAUGGCAUGUCAAUUCCGGACGAUCUGUCCUGGCAAAGUCGGUUACCCCAAGUCGCAUCGCAGAGAAUCAAAAUUUGGUGGCACUAAACGAAACCGACCUCAAGGAAAUUGGUAUAUUUAUCAAAUCUCUUGCCACCGAUAAGGGAUUCACUCGAUAUGUGUAUCCUGCAUUUGGUGUUGAUUUUGGAUUUCCCGAUAAGGCUUGA
Molecule: messenger RNA, 939 nt
Organism: Talaromyces proteolyticus
Lineage: Eukaryota; Fungi; Ascomycota; Eurotiomycetes; Eurotiales; Trichocomaceae
Product: NADP(+) coupled glycerol dehydrogenase
Exons: 4
Coding region: 1-939 (312 amino acids)
Cellular component (GO): cytosol
Molecular function (GO): aldose reductase (NADPH) activity
Source: RefSeq, a predicted model, not a curated record